UUAUGAAAUCGCUUCGCUACCUGUCCGGCAGUGAUUCUACAAUGGGUGCAAUCUAGUAGUGCAUUUCGACAUACCGGCUGCAAUCGUCCUUAUCUCGAAAAAAAAAAUAGUCCUAUCCGGUAAACGUCUAACAAUAUUCAACAUAAAAAAUGACGGUCCAGAAGGAAGAAAAUAAAAAAUUAGACAGUUUGGAGAAUGGAUACGCUUCGGACGAAGACGACAGUGAAAUUGCUUACACGAAACGACACAGGCCCAGGCUAAAAAGGAAAUACAUAAUCGGCACAGCCAUCAUCCUCCUCAUAAUCAUCCUCAUAGUCCUAGCCUACUGCACCGACGUCUUCUCCCCGAAACAGAAGUCCCAGCUGGUCCCCCCGAACCCCACGAAACCUCUGCCGCCGUCGGCGUCGAAAAUGUACGUCUACAAAAAGGCAGCCGUCUGCUCCGAUGGACCGCCGUGUGCAGAAAUUGGAAAGAACAUUCUGGACAGAAAUGGAUCAGCGAUAGAUGCGACAAUAGCAUCCAUGUUUUGCAACGGGAUCGUUACCAUGCAAAGCAUGGGCCUCGGAGGUGGAUUUUUAAUGACCAUCUACAUUAGGGAAGAGAAAAAGGCUUACUUUCUGAACGCCAGGGAAACGGCACCUCUAAACGCUAAAAGUGAGAUGUAUAAGAAUGACGAGAAACUGUCUCGAAAUGGCCACCUAUCCAUAGCGGUACCUGGCGAACUCAAAGGAUAUUGGACGGCUUACAAACGCUUUGGCAAGCUACCGUGGAAAGAGCUGAUCCAACCAUCCAUCGAACUUUGCGAAAAGGGAUACAACAUGACCAAUCACCAGUACAUGUCUCUGUUUAAGAAUAAGCUUCACGAUGACCCGAAUUUCAAAGAAUGGUUUUAUGAUGAGAACAAUAAAUUUAAGAAAGCCGGUUCGAAGAUAGUCCCGACUAAGCUGUGCCAAACGUUGAAACUAAUAGCGGAGAAUGGGGGUGACGAUCUAUACAACGGUACGCUUUCUAAAAUGCUGCUGGAAGAUCUUAAUGAAGUUGGAAGCAUAAUCACGAAGAGAGAUUUGGAGGAAUACGAAGCUGAGUGGAUGGAACCUAUAUCAGUGACGUUCAACAACGAAGACCAGUUAUUCUCCGCACCACCGCCGGGUUCGGGGGCACUCUUGGGCUUCAUCUUAAAAAUCCUAGACGGCUACAAUUUUAACAAAUACAGCCUCGAUGGUAUAAACAACACGGUCCUGACGUAUCACAGGAUCAUCGAAUCCUUCAAAUAUGCUUACGCCAAACGGACGGAAUUGGGAGAUUUAAAUUUUGUCAAUAUAACCGACCUUUUAUCGAAUUUGACGUCUACGAAGUAUACCGACAGUAUUAGAAUGAGAAUAGACGAUAACUCCACGAGUUCGGAUCCUAAACAUUACGGAGCUGUGUAUUACUCGAACGAGGACCACGGUACAGCGCAUUUCUCUAUUAUAGCACCCAACGGAGAUGCUGUGUCCGUUACGAGUUCUAUAAAUAUUUACUUUGGUGCUGGUAUGACGUCGAAACAAACGGGCAUAAUACUCAACAGCGUCAUGGACGACUUUUCAUUCCCGUAUUUCAAAAAUUAUUUCGGCUUGCCGGGUUCGCCCAAUAACCAGAUGAAGGCGGGCAAGAGGCCCCUAUCGUCUAUGUCCCCGACCAUCAUUACGGAUAAAAAUGGAGAGGUUAAAAUGGUCGUUGGGGCCUCGGGGGGCACGAAGAUUACCACCACCGUGGCGCAGGUAAUCAUGAGAGCGUUGUGGUUUGGCGAAAACAUCAAGGAGGCUGUAGAUGCUCCCAGAAUCCAUCAUCAACUCUAUCCGAUGAGGGUGGAUUAUGAAUACGGUACAUUACAGCAAGUCGUUGAUGGGCUGCAAGCCCUCGGCCAUAACCUGACCAGAGAGUCUGGAUCGGUGAUCUGCGCUCUCUUCAAGGAGGCCAACAGGAUAAUCGGAAACGCCGAUUACAGAAAGGGCGGGGAAGUGUACGGUAUUAUGUGAAAUCAUCGCGCUGUGUUAUCCGUAGGGUAUUUAUUUAUUAAAAACGAAAACAAAAAUUUUAUAUUCCUCGACACGAUCAGUAUUUUUUUUCCUGUUUUAAACAUUUUAAAUCAUCAGGUAGCUUAAUAAAUUUGUUUUAUUGUUUUUAAGUGUUGAAAUAAUUGCCAUAUUCUGCCAAACAAUAAAAUUUAUCCAGCACUAA
This is a messenger RNA of Anoplophora glabripennis (Asian longhorned beetle), 2220 nucleotides long. RefSeq names its product glutathione hydrolase 1 proenzyme. The record is from RefSeq and is a predicted model, not a curated record. Bases 150 to 2018 code for a protein of 622 amino acids. Gene Ontology annotation, cellular component: plasma membrane. Gene Ontology annotation, biological process: glutathione catabolic process. Gene Ontology annotation, molecular function: glutathione gamma-glutamate hydrolase. The transcript has 10 exons. NCBI's taxonomy places the organism in Eukaryota, Metazoa, Arthropoda, Insecta, Coleoptera, Cerambycidae.